Messenger RNA from Brugia malayi, 639 nucleotides. RefSeq lists its product as uncharacterized. NCBI's taxonomy places the organism in Eukaryota, Metazoa, Nematoda, Chromadorea, Rhabditida, Onchocercidae. Bases 1 to 639 code for a protein of 212 amino acids. Gene Ontology annotation, cellular component: DNA polymerase III complex. The transcript is spliced from 2 exons. Gene Ontology annotation, molecular function: DNA-directed DNA polymerase activity; 3'-5' exonuclease activity; DNA binding. Gene Ontology annotation, biological process: DNA strand elongation involved in DNA replication; DNA replication. The record is from RefSeq and is a predicted model, not a curated record.
AUGUCACAGGUUGGGGGUAUAGAUGUAGAAAUCAAAAAACAAAGUUCUGUAUGUAAGCAAAUGCGUUUUAGCAUAGACCGUACAAGUCUUUUAAGUACGCUGUCCAGAGUAAGUGGAGUGGUCGAAAGGCGUAAUGCAAUAGAUAUCUUGGCGUGUAUAAAUAUUAAAGCACAACAUGGCAGCAUAAAAUUAAUGGCUACUGAUCUUGAUAUUUCAAUAUUUUCUUCACUUGCUGCAGAUGUGUCAACAGAAGGAGAAGUAAAAGUUUCAGCACAUACUUUACACGAUAUAGUGAAGAAGUUGCCAGCUGAUUUGGAUGUCAAUUUUGAGGAUGCAAGGGAUAACAUUCGUAGUGCUAUUGGCGUUCCAAGUAAUAAGGAAAUAGUUUUUACGUCUGGUGCAACUGAAGCAAAUAGUCUUGUUAUGAAAGGGAUAGCAGGCUUUCAACAUGUGAUUUCAGCUGUAGAACAUCCCUCAAUUCUUAAUUCUGCGUGCAAUCCACAUAUAAUACCCGUCAAUCAGGGGGGUAUUGUCGAUCUUUUGGCGCUAGAAAGAAUUUUAAGUGAACUUAAAGGGAAUAUGGUUUGGUUACAACUCCAACAGUCAAUAUCUUUUUUUCUUUUGACGCUUUAUCCUUAA